This is a messenger RNA of Manis javanica (Malayan pangolin), 1096 nucleotides long. Lineage: Eukaryota; Metazoa; Chordata; Mammalia; Pholidota; Manidae. The record is from RefSeq and is a predicted model, not a curated record.
GCACAGGCGUACAGUGGCCAGACCUCCUGAGUCCCGUCAACGUGGACGACGACUUCUCCUUUGGACAGGCGCUGGGCAUGCUGCUGCUGGACUCCGUGCUCUACGGCCUGGUGGCCUGGUACGUGGAGGCCGUGUUCCCGGGGCAGUUGGGCGUGCCCCAGCCCUGGUACUUCUGCUUCAUGCCUUCCUACUGGCGCGGGAGCCCGAGGACAGCCAUGGGGAAAGAGGAAGUUGAUGAGGACCCUGAGAAAGCGCUCAGGACCGAGUACUUUGAGGCCGAGCCUGAGGACCUGGUGGCUGGCAUCAAGAUCAAGCACGUGUCCAAGAUGUUCGGAGUGGGGAGUGUUAGAAAGGCAGCCGUCAGAGACCUGAGCCUGAACCUGUAUGAGGGGCAGAUCACCGUCCUGCUGGGCCACAAUGGCGCAGGGAAGACCACCACCCUCUCCAUGCUCACAGGCCUCUUUCCUCCGACCAGUGGACGGGCGUAUAUCAAUGGGUAUGAGAUUUCCCAAGACAUGGUUCAGAUCCGAAAGAGCCUGGGCCUGUGUCCACAGCACGACAUCUUGUUUGAUGACCUGACAGUCGCAGAACACCUGUAUUUCUACGCCCAGCUGAAAGGCUUGUCACACCAGAAGUGCCCUGAGGAGGUGGCACGGAUGCUGCACACCCUGGGCCUGGAGGACCAGCGGGACUCACACUGCAAGUUCCUGAGCGGGGGCCUGAGGCGCAAGCUCUCCAUCGGCAUCGCCCUCAUUGCGGGCUCCAAGGUGCUGAUGCUGGACGAGCCCACAUCCGGCAUGGACGCUGUCUCCAGGAGGGCCAUCUGGGACCUUCUCCAGCAGCAGAAGCGUGACCGCACCAUCCUGCUGACCACGCACUUCAUGGACGAGGCUGACCUGCUGGGGGACCGCAUUGCCAUCAUGGCCAAGGGGGAGCUGCAGUGUUGCGGGUCGUCGCUGUUCCUCAAGCAGAAGUAUGGUGAGCAGCACAGGUGGGGGCAGGGUGGCGGGUCAAACCCCAUUCCUUAUGGGGUCAGUGCUGCUGGGCCAGUGGGCUGGAGAAAUGCCUGCUGGUACCUUUCACGGAGGCCCCUGAG